This is a messenger RNA of Mercurialis annua (annual mercury), 2011 nucleotides long. RefSeq names its product pentatricopeptide repeat-containing protein At2g20540. The transcript has a single exon. Gene Ontology annotation, molecular function: RNA binding; protein binding. Bases 1 to 1647 code for a protein of 548 amino acids. The record is from RefSeq and is a predicted model, not a curated record. Gene Ontology annotation, biological process: RNA modification. Lineage: Eukaryota; Viridiplantae; Streptophyta; Magnoliopsida; Malpighiales; Euphorbiaceae.
AUGCUCUCGAGUUUGCAUUCACUAAUGGCGACAGGAGUUGGCAGUUUAAAAAUCAGAGAAAUUGAAAAUUUCUUUGUACCCAUUUUGCAAAAUUGCAAAAACAUAGCAGAAUUGAAGAAAACCCAUGCUCUAAUUAUAAAGUAUUCACUGUCAAAAAGCAAUUAUUUAGUGACAAAAAUGGUAGAUGUGUGUGAUAAAAAUGAGGAUAUGAAUUACGCAAGUUCGCUAUUUAAGGGAGCGACAGACCCGAGUAGUUUCUUGUACAAUGCAAUGAUAAGAGCAUAUACACAUAACUCCAUGUAUAGAUUCUCUAUCAAUGUUUAUAAGCAAAUGCUAAGGCAAAACCAAAAUUUUCAAACCCUAAUUUUGCCUGAUGAAUUCACAUUCCCGUUUGUUGUAAAAUCAUGUGCAAGGCUUGUGCAGCAAAAUCUAGGCAAACAAGUUCAUGGGCAUUACUGGAAAUUCGGUAAAAAGUUUCAUCUUAUCACGGAGAAUGCACUCGUUGAUAUGUAUGUGAAGUGUGAUAAUUUAUUGGAUGCACAUAAGAUGUUUGACGAAAUGACUGAAAGAGAUGCAAUUUCUUGGAAUGGAAUUAUUUCUGGGCAUGUUAGAUUGGGUCAAAUGAGACAAGCUAGAGGUUUAUUUGAUGCAAUGCCUAACAGGACUAUAGUAAGUUGGACGUCUAUGAUUUCCGGGUAUGCGCGAAUUGGGUCUUACAUGGAUGCGUUAGAUGUGUUUCGAGAGAUGCAAAAUGCUGGUGUUGAGCCUGAUGAAGCAAGUAUUGUAUCUGUAUUGCCAGCAUGUGCUAAGUUGGGAGCUCUUGAGACUGGUAAAUGGAUACAUAUGUAUUGUGCUAGAAAUGGUUUGUUGAGAAGAACCUGUAUAUGUAAUGCUCUUAUUGAAAUGUACACAAAAUGUGGCUGCAUCGAUCAAGCUUGCCAGUUGUUUGAUCAAAUGCUCGAAAGAGAUGUGAUUUCAUGGAGUACUAUGAUCGGAGGGUUAGCGAAUCAUGGGAAAGUUCACGAAGCAAUUGCCAUUUUUGAAAGAAUGAAACAAACAAAUAUCAAACCAAAUGGCAUUACUUUUGUUGGUCUUUUAUCAGCUUGUGCACAUGCUGGUUUUUGGAAGAAGGGACUAAUGUAUUUUUAUACCAUGAUAAAGGAUUUUCAUAUAGACCCAGAAAUCGAACAUUACGGUAGUCUAGUUGAUCUUCUCGGUCGUGCCGGAAAACUCAAUCAGGCUCUUGACGUCGUAGCAACGAUGCCUAUGAAGCCAGAUUCAAAGAUAUGGGGUUGUUUGUUAAGUUCUUGCAGGACAUACAGUAACAUGGAAGUUGCAGUAAUUGCGAUGGAGCGACUCGAAGAGCUGGAACCGGACGACACAGGCAAUUAUGUGUUGCUUUCUAAUAUAUACGCAGAUCUUGGUAAAUGGGAAGGUGUAUCAAGAAUGUGGAAGCUUAUACGAAGUAAGAAAAUGAAGAAAACUCCGGGGUGUAGUUCAAUUGAGUUGAAUAAUGUUGUUCAAGAAUUUGUAUCAGGGGACGUUUCAAAACCGUAUUCAAAGGAAAUAUUCUGGUUGCUAGAGCUUUUGGCUUUUAAUCAGGACAUUACUAAGCAUUUAAUUGAGAUAAUGCCCGAGGAUUAUUGAGUAUGUUCAAGUCAAGUCAUUUGAUGAUAGAUGCACAGAAGCUGCAUUGUUGAAAGUAUAGUGUGCUCUUUCAAGUAUGCAUCGGAGUUCCUACCAGUAGAUGUAACAGAAUUGAAUCAAUUUGCAGAAGUACUUGGCAUUGACUCAAAAAAUAUCAAAACUGACUCGAUGUUAGUCGAGUCAAGCUCUAACUCGAGCUAUUCGGGUAUUCCCAAAUUGAAUUUGUACAUUAGAAUACACAACUCUAGAGACCCACAAGUCUAAAUGAAUUUUGAUUAAUUUACCUUCAAUAUUUUAUAAUUGUAUAUAUUUAUAAUUAUACUCUUAGUUUUAUACUAAAAUUUAAUUUUAGAAUUUUUGAACA